Chelonia mydas (Green sea turtle) is the source of this 1650-nucleotide messenger RNA. Its product is annotated as zona pellucida sperm-binding protein 3-like. The coding region runs from base 352 to 858 and encodes 168 amino acids. Gene Ontology annotation, molecular function: acrosin binding. NCBI's taxonomy places the organism in Eukaryota, Metazoa, Chordata, Testudines, Cheloniidae. Gene Ontology annotation, cellular component: extracellular matrix. The transcript has 5 exons. Gene Ontology annotation, biological process: positive regulation of acrosome reaction; egg coat formation; binding of sperm to zona pellucida. The record is from RefSeq and is a predicted model, not a curated record.
CUCAGAUGAAAUAGUCAGAAUGGGUGAGAGUAGGAAGCAGAUGUUUCUGCUUCUGAUAAUUAAUACAGUACAUUGCUCUGACUUCUGGAAUUUGUCUAGGAGCAUUUUAGCAGGGUUGGAGACUCUCAAACAGAGUUAAUAUUUACCUAAGACAGUCCUGUGUGCUAUCACCUGCUCCAUCCCUUCCCUGGGCUCUAGCUAGAGCUGUGUCCUUAUGGCACCCUGUUACCUUACAAUGCCAAGAGUCUCAGAUGGUAAUAACUGUACACCAGGACCUCUUUGGAACAGGCCAGCUGAUCAAAGCUACUGAUCUGAGCCUUGACCCAGCUGCUUGCCAGCACUCUGCUUUGAAUGCUGCAGUCAACAGGGUUAUCUUUCAGAUGGGGCAGCAUGAAUGUGGCAGUGUGCUGCAGAACCUGGAGGUAUUAUUGGUGUGCUGCCCUAGAUUUGGCAGGGUUCUCAGCACAAGUGCAAUCACAGGCCGAGCGGACCCAUGCAAGCUGGAACAAGAAGCACAGUACAGACAGUCUGGUGGUCUGUGCCCUUUGUUUACUCCUCCUGAAGAUGACACCAGACUCCUUGGUUUACAGCACAAACCUUUAUUACAACCCAUCUGCUGAAAAGAACUCUAUUAUCUUAAGAACAAAUCCAGCUGUGAUUCCUAUUGAGUGUUGUUAUCCAAGUUGGUCACCUGUGGAAGGCACCAGGAAUAUCUGUAGCUGCUGUGAGACGGGGACUGUGGGUCACUUGGAGGAUAAUCCAGAAGAUGUAUCCCUCUGCAUAGACCCUGGAGGAGAGAUGUGUCUUCUAGUCAUGUUCUUCAAGACUUCGCUGAAGUACAGAAAAUUAUUGCCCUAAGGCAAAACUAGAUCUGUGCAGCAAUGACAAAUGAUUUAGGGACCCAUGACUCUCCUGAAUCAAGUUUUCUCAAAGAUUAAAAAGACAAACAAAAAACCAAACACUUAGCAAAGACGAUGCUGCUCCACAAGGAAAAACACUUCUCUCCCAGACUGGUAGAACGCACUCUUGGUGAGGGCAAAUGAUCCUUCUGAACAACUGUCUUUUCUGCAGCUAUGAAGAUCCUUAUAAUGUUGCCCUUAUAAUAAAAAGGAUUCAUUAUUAUUUCCAACGAAAGUGCUGAGCACUAAUUAAUUAUGUUGAGAUGAAAGUAUUUGCUGUAUUUAGAAAAAAAUCUUCUGUGCAAUGUUUAAAAGAUCAUCUGAAAAAGGAAGCAAAUCAGUUUGUAUAAUCAGUUUUGGACAUUGUUUUGUAGCUAAAAUCAUAUUAAUUAAAGCACAAAUCACAGAAAUUAGAAAAAGGGUUCUUGGCUUACAAAGGAUAGAGUAUUUUAGAGCUUUGAGCAAAUUUAUUUUGCACAGUUUAAUUUAUGCAUUGAUUUUUCUUCCAAAUGUUAUGAAUACUUCCCUUAUGUCUGCUUUUGCCUUCCUUUGUCUCUGUCUGUGUCUCUUCAUAGACCAUUCCUGGGGCCAACUGAUAACAGUAAUGACUUUAUAAAGGCCAGUAGCCCUGGCUACAUUUCUUGCAUUUUUCAUUAUCAUCAUCAUCAUUAUUCAGGCCCUGAAGUUACUUAAAAAAAAAUCCUAAUCCCAUCUCCUGCAAACAGUCUUCCCAGCACCCAAUGUAAAACUA